This is a messenger RNA of Camellia sinensis, 4039 nucleotides long. Lineage: Eukaryota; Viridiplantae; Streptophyta; Magnoliopsida; Ericales; Theaceae. The record is from RefSeq and is a predicted model, not a curated record.
UUGUGCUUGUGGAAACAGGGUCAGAAAUGGAGAGUAGUAUCUAUACAAUUCUCACUAUAGACCGUUGGGAAUCACUGAACCACAUGGAAUACAAAUUGGGUUCUCUCAGACCAGUUCAUGGGAGGCUGGCUUUGAAAUUUCUCAACUGGGUCAUCACACAACCUGGUUUGGAGAUUGCUCACAUCACUCAUGUAUAUUGUAUCACAACCCAUAUACUGAUUAGGGCUAGAAUGUAUGACUCUGCCAAGUCUAUUUUGACACAUUUGUUUCAGAUGGGUAUUGAGUCAAACUCUGUUUUUGGGGCUCUCAUGGACACUUACCCUCUUUGCAAUUCCAAUCCUUCGGUUUUUGACUUAUUAAUUAGGGUUUAUUUACGAGAAGGAAUGGUUGAAGAUGCUAUAGGGAUAUUCAAUUUGAUGGGUUUUCGAGGGUUUAGGCCGUCAAUUUAUACUUGUAAUAUGAUCUUGGCGGCAAUUGCCAAGGAGCGGCCUGUAGGGGCUGAAUGGUCAUUUUUUAAGCAAAUGCUUGCGAGGAAAAUUUGUCCCGACACAUGUACAUUUAAUAUACUGUUACAUACUCUAUGUGUUGAUGGAAAGCUUAAGAAAGCGGGCUAUCUUCUUAGGAAGAUGGAAGAAGCUAAUUAUGUUCCGACUUUAGUUACUUACAAUACUUUGCUCUAUUGGUAUUGCAAGAAGGGAAGGUACAAAGCGGCUUCUGAGCUAAUUGAUCACCUGAGUUGUAAGGGUCUCGAACCAGAUGUGUGUACAUAUAACAUGUUUAUAGAUGAUUUGUGUAGAAAUAAUAGAAGUGCUAAAGGUUAUUUGUUAUUGAAAAAGAUGAGGAAGAAGAUGAUUUUCCCGAAUGAAGUCACCUAUAACACUCUUAUUAGUGGGUUUGUCAAAGAGGGGAAGCUUGGAAUUGCUACCAGGGUUUUUGAUGAGAUGUCAACGUUUAACCUUUCACCAAAUCGUGUUACUUAUAAUGCUUUGAUUGAUGGGCAUUGUCAGGGAGGUAAUUUUGGAGAAGCUCUGAGACUUGUGGAUAACAUGGAAGUGGUAGGAUUAACACCUAAUGAAGUUAGUUAUGGGGCUAUUUUGAAUGGGCUAUGCAAGUGUGGCAAGUUAAAUUCAGCAAGAAGGAUUCUUGAGAGAAUGAGAAAGAACGGUAUAGUUAUUGGUCGUGUUGCAUAUACAAUGUUGAUUAAUGGGUUAUGCAUAAAAGGGAGGCUCAAUGAAGGUGUGCAAUUGCUUGAUAAGAUGUUCAAGGAUGGUGUGAGUCCCGAUGUUAUCACAUACUCAGCACUUGUAAAUGGAUUCUGCAGAGUAGGAAAGAUCAAUAAUGCGAAGGAGAUGAUAUGUAAGAUGUGUAAAGCAGGACUCGAACCAAACAGCAUCAUGUACUCUACUAUAAUCUACAACUUUUGCAAGCAAGGAAAUGUUAUUGAAGCAAUGAAAGUUUAUGCAGUUAUGAAUCAGAGUGGCCAUGAUGGGGACCUCUUCACUUGUAACGUGUUGCUUGCUUCUCUUUGUCGAGAUGGAAGAGUAAAAGAGGCAGAGGAUUUCAUGCAUCACAUGAGCAGGAUUGGUCUAGUUCCAAAUUCCAUUAGUUUUGAUUCUGUUAUAAAUGGCUAUGGAAGCAUAGGUGAUGCACUAAAGUCAUUUGCCUUGUUUGAUGAAAUGAUUUACUUGGGUCAUCACCCUAGUCUUUACACAUAUGGGGGUCUCCUAAAAGGACUAUGCAAAGGAGGAAAUUUAGAGGAGGCAAAACAAUUCUUGGAUAAACUUCAAUACAUUCGUCGUGCUGUAGAUGUUAUUUUGUACAACACAUUACUGGCUGAGACAUGUAGAUCUGGCAAUUUGCAAGCAGCGGUAACCCUUUUAGAUGAGAUGGUCCAUAAUAAUGUUUUCCCCAAUAGUUACACAUACACCAGUCUUCUUGCUGGGUUGUGUAGGAAAGGCAAUGUGGUUGCUGCAAUUCUGCUUUUUGAAAAGGCAAUGGAAAGACAAACUUUCUUUCCAACCCAGGUUACGUACACCUGUUUAAUUGAUGGACUUUUCAAGGCCGGCCAGCGAAAGGCUGCGGUUCAUUUCUAUGAAGACAUGGUGGAGAAAGGUCUGUACCCUGAUACAGUUGCUUUUAAUGUGAUUAUGGAUGGUUACUCUAGAAUGGGACAAGUGACUAAGGUGUACAAUUUAAUUUCUCGGAUGAAGUAUGAGAGUCUGUGGCCCAAUUUGGCUACAUAUAACAUCCUCUUACAUGGGUAUUCAAAAAAACAGGAUAUAUCGAAAUGCUUUGCAUUGUACAAGACCAUGAUAAGGAGAGGCUUUGUGCCUGAUAAAUUAACAUGCCAUUCUAUAAUGCUUGGACUUUGUGAAUCAGGUGUGCUGGACAUUGGGCUUAAAUUUUUAAAAAAGAUGAUUGUGGAAGGUACUGUGGCUGAUCUAAUUACAUUUAACAUGCUAGUUACUAAAUUUAGUGAGAGGGGUGAGAUGGGAAGGGCCUCUGAUCUGUUGAAAGCCAUGAAUUUGUUAGGUGUAUUUCCUAAUGAAGAAACUUAUAGUGCCAUACUUAAGGGACUCAAACGAAAACUUGGUUUUCGAGAAUCUUGCACUUUUUUGUAUGAAAUGUGGGGAAAGGGAUUUAUUCCUACCGAUAGACAGUGUAUCACUCUGAUUACUGGUAUGUGUAAAGUGGGGGAUAUACAAGGAGCAUUCAAGCUAAAAGAUGAAAUGGAGGCACUUGGUGUUGGCUCCCGAGAAGUAGCUGAGAGUGCCAUUGUUAGAGGGCUCGUGCAGCGAGGGAAGAUGGAAGAGGCAAUGCUGUGUCUUGAUUGCAUGCUUCGCGUGCAACUCAUUCCAACAGUUGCUACUUUCACAACUCUAAUGCACAGAUUCUGCAAAGAAUCUAACCUUCCAGAGGCUUUAAAAUUACGGGAUAUAAUGGAACAUAAUGGUGUGAAGCUUGAUGUUGUUGCUUACAAUGUCCUUAUUACUGGCCUCUGUGCUAAUGGUGAUGUGGCACAUGCAUUUGAACUAUAUGAGGAGAUGAAGCAAAGGGGUCUCUGCCCCAAUACCACUACUUAUGCUGUUCUUAUUGAUGCUGUUUGUACAGAAAGCAACCUUGUGAUGGGCAAAAUGCUUCUAGUGGACUUAGAGGAGAGGGAAUUGAUAACUGAAAAUGGAAGUACUCAAGAUUUGUGUGAGCGGUUGAAGAUGGCUAUGAAAAAGAUAAAUUUCUUGAGGUACAAAAGAAAGAAAUAUUGCAAAAAGUGGUAAGAGCUUUGCCAAAUUAUACGACUCAUAGUCUGGAAGCUUACUGGCAGAAAAGGCUGAUAUGGGUGUUUGAUUAUUUCAACCAGUUGCGUUACUCGAGUCUAGGUCAGAAGCACUUGAGGAGCUGGUUUGUGCAGCUUUUGCAUGAAUAUGAUAGGCAUUUUAUUGAAGCUGAAUGUGAAAGUGUUAGGAGACCAAGUACAACUUAAUUUAUGCUGUCAACAUGGGUUUUCCAUCCCACUAGCAUGAGUGGUGAUAUGCACCACAUUGCCCGAAGCUCAGCGACUAGUUGGAUACGCUCUUUAAAAGUAUGGUAAUAAUACCAAAUUGCCUUACUCUGAGAAUUUUUAUUCGAGAUGUGGUGGAGAUGAGCUUCACAAUGGGCAUGUUGUACAAUGGAUGAAGACGAAAGCUGCAUCUCUUCCCAAAAAAUUAGAUCUAAGGAAAAAAUUUAUUUGGCGUGUGACGGUGAACCAUAUCGGCAAUGAUCAGGACAUUUGUUUUUAGUGUGCAUUCGACAUGAACAUGCAGAUGCAUUUGUUUGGAGUCUCAUCUCGAGCUUGUUGAUGCUUUUGCCGUGGUUAAAAACCGCUCAGAGUUCUACUGGGAAUUUCUGUUGUCUAUGAAAUGUUGUACUAAUAUUUUGUUGAUUCCUUCAAUUUAUCUAAAACAAUAUCAAUAUUUUGCGAUGAAUGUAUAGAUACAUCAGUAUUGGGAAAUGUGUAUGGCCACCUCAAUUAUAAAAAUGCAUCACUUUCAUCUUUACA